AUGGGAAAUUGCUGGCGUGUACCUGAAGAUCAUGCGAGUCUUCUUCCCCUCCCAUCCACUCAUCGUACGUCAACAUCGUCAUCAAAUUCGCAUCCAACUUCAAACGUAUCGGAAACAUCUAUGCCAAAGUUAGUCACAUUAAAUCGUCCGUUAAAUCAGUCAACAAUUCUAACAGAUAUGAAUGCCAUCAAAGCUGCACAGUGUCGAAAUCUCUUCGAACAUUUACCCUUAGUAUACUACAAUGAAAAAUUAAUCAAACAAACUGAUUGCGCUAUUUGUUUAAUUGAUUUUCUACCUAAUGAACAGGUCCGACAAUUACCAUGCGAUGGUGCACACGUAUUUCAUCCAUCGUGUAUAGAUGGAUGGUUAGAAAAGAGUCUGACAUGUCCGCAUUGUUCGACCAAUGUUGACGCAGCGCUUCUUCUCAAAUUUAUUCCUAAUUCAAAUGAUCACGAUGAUGAUUAG
Molecule: messenger RNA, 465 nt
Organism: Adineta ricciae
Lineage: Eukaryota; Metazoa; Rotifera; Eurotatoria; Adinetida; Adinetidae
Source: the annotation of a GenBank genome assembly